Molecule: messenger RNA, 1872 nt
Organism: Aspergillus nidulans FGSC A4
Lineage: Eukaryota; Fungi; Ascomycota; Eurotiomycetes; Eurotiales; Aspergillaceae
Exons: 2
Coding region: 1-1872 (623 amino acids)
Source: RefSeq, a predicted model, not a curated record
AUGGCUGACGAAGGCCCUCGCUUUUCCGAUGCUUUAUAUUCACGGAAAACGCCGAAUUCACCGUGUGAACCGCUCCAGACAAGGUCAUUUCACACUCUAUCGAGACCAUCAUACCGAACUGUUCGAUUCCCUAGGACCCAGAACCCGUGCAGAUUUUCGCAUUGGUGGAGUACGCAAAGAGACCGGGAUCUGGAAGCUCCAGUUGUCAAAGAAUUCGAGCUGGAGAAUGCAGAGUCAUUGGAAGACGAUGAGUUUGACAUGGCCAUUGAUGUAGAGGAACUACCUGAAUGGCUUAGAACUGACGAGGUCCGCGCAAAGGCCAUCAGAAAACUAGCAUUAAAACAGCUCGCAAUCAGGCUUAUCAUACGCCCGGCUGUUGCUCAUGCAUAUUUUGGCAUCUUGAAAAACUACGACCAUAACGAUUCCUUCCCCCAACUCGACUUGGCGAGUCUUUUGUUCGAGCUGAACGCCAUCCGGCGCAGGAUCAGACAAAUCAAGGCAAACCCCAAAGUCAACAUCGAUGAUUUGAUGAAGGGUUUCAAUUCGCCUCGGUGGGAAGAUCUAGUUCGUACGUCAACGAGAUUCGACAAAAAAAUCCGUCAGGAUACGGAUCAAUUCCUUAGCAAUGAAAUGCCCCUCGAGGAACUCCUUUUGAGGCUAUCAGAUGCUCUUCUUCACUGCCAUGAUCCGGACCGGACUUAUGCUUUUACAUACAUGAUCAUUGCAUUCACCAAGACCCGACAAAACGAUCUUGCCCAGUUGGUUAUCAAGACGAUACUUCCCUACAAGUUCGAAAUGAGCGCCUCCCUCAUCCUCGCGAUUCUCAACUUUUUCCGCAAAACCAAAGACCUUAAGGGCUUUGAUCUCUUUUUGAAGAUGUUAGAAGGGAAGGGGUACCCUAUCAAUAUGGGUACACUCGGCCUCUACAAAAAAAGGGUAGUCAAUGGACUCGAAAUCUCAGUUCCCCCUGUCCACAGCGCAAACAUCGUUGUAUACGCUGCUCUCAUAAAGGCUUGUCUGAGGUUCGACCAGCCAGAUAGAGCAGAUGCAUACCUCCUCGUCGCAAGAUCAGCCGGUUACAUGGACGAUUUCGCCAUACUUAUGGCCUAUCUGGAGUUCUGCACAGUCCGGAAGAACUGGGAAAGAGGCCGACAAGUACUGCAGAGAGUUUUGGCCUUUAUCACCUCAACAACCGAGCACCCACCCGCAAGGGUGGAAAGACUGAUUGUAUUGAUGAUUCAACUCUGCGAUACUUGUCAGAUGCUCGAUCUCUCUGAAGCCCUUAUUAAAGCUGCUGUUCACAGCGGGUUCAGCUCCGACCUCCCAAGUCGACAAGCAGACAUUGUCAGCGAAGCCGACCCCGAUUCACACAGGUGGUGGGUGGCCGCACAAGAUGCACCGCCAUCACAGCUUGACGCACCGCUCGUGGAAAAAUGCUACGCAUUUGCCAACAUUGCCAAGGAGCAACUCGACAUUUUCGCCCCGAAAGGAGAGGACUUUGCCCAUCGACUACAAAGGGUAAUGGGAACCUAUUCUAACCAGCUUAUGUCCACGAUUCUCGACGAGGAACUGGCUCAAAAGGCAGUUCGUAAAACGCUCCAAUCUCACCAGGAGCCUGAUAACCUCCACCAAACCAAGGCGGUUGAGCUCGACGACAAGGAAGGAAACGCAUAUUCUGCUUCGCCUUCUCGUUCUCUCGAAGACACGGUUGCUGCGCAACAAAAAGAAAUGCGAAUCCUGAGGUCAGAGGUUGCGUUUUUGAAACAAUUGGUCCUGCGUACGGCCGCAUCCAACACUUCUGCACCAUCCACUCGAAAUAAACCAAGCGAGGUGGCUGAUGAACUUGCGCCUAUACCUGCAGCUGUAUAUUAA